Molecule: messenger RNA, 1302 nt
Organism: Ambispora gerdemannii
Lineage: Eukaryota; Fungi; Glomeromycota; Glomeromycetes; Archaeosporales; Ambisporaceae
Source: the annotation of a GenBank genome assembly
AUGGAUCCGGAAAAAACGGUCGCUGAAUUAGCCGAAACCGGUGGUUCUUCUUUUGUCCUGGGUGCUCUUGAUGAUGGACUUAAAUUUAUUCGACGAAUGAUUAUUCCUAAAAUCCAAGCUGGGGGGUUUUUCACGGGAACAGCAGCGGCUAUAUUAAGCACUGCCGUUGGUUCAAUUGAAUUUGCCGUCGACCAUCUAAAAGACUUAAUGACUAGCACGGCCAUAAGUGGAUUAGCAGCCGAAGUCGGAGACCUCAAAGAUGGUCAAUCUAAACUCAAUGCCAAAGUUGAUGCUCAGGGUAAACGGAUGAAUAAAAGAAUGAACGACUUAAAAUCCGAAUUGGAAGGAGAACUUAAACAACAAGGAGAAAAAUUUGAUAAAGAAUUAAAAGACCUCGACAAAAAGAUAGCCCAAAACACCGGAGCCAUUAAAAAAGAAGCCGAGGAAAGAAAAAAAGAAAUUGCUAAGGUUCGGCAAGAACUCGAAAGUCAAAUUAACCAAGUCACGGAAAACAUUAACCGAGUAGAAAGCCAACUCACCGAAGCCCUUAACGACUUCAAAGAAGAAGUCAAUGAACGCUUCGAAGAACAAGAACAAAAAAUCCUCGCCAACAAGCGCAAAAUCGAAGAAGAAAAACGCCAACGGGAAGCCGAAAUCAAAGAAGUCAAAGACAAAAUCAGCCAAGCCAACACUAAAAUCAACAAUCUCCAAGCCGAAAAAGACGAAUUAGCCGAAGACUUCACCAAAUACCAACACCAAACUAGUCGUAAAAUGGAAGAAGUCCAGCAAGAUUUCGAAGAUUACCAAGCGGAAACGGACAGUAAAUUCCGCACCCAGCAAGCCAAACAUCAAAAUGAUUUAGAAGAAGCCAAGGAAGAAUUUGAAACCCAAACUAAAAACUUAGAGGCUCAAAUUAAAGAUAAUCGGGAAGUCUUGGAAGAAUACGAAGAAGACUUAGCCAGUGUUAAAUACGAACAAAAAAAACAAAACAUUUUUAACCAAGAGAUUAUUGAAGAACUGCAAGAAACUAAUGAUAUUUUAUUCGCUCAACAACGCAAAUUAAAUUUAGUCUCCCAACAAAUGGACGAUAUUCAAGAAGAAGUUCAUGAGCGAAUGGACAAAAUGUCCCAAAAAUUAGAUGACCGAAUCAAGGAAACUUUAAAUAUUGCUCAGGAUACUAAUAAAAAGGUUGAUAAUUUAACCGAAGAAGUUCAAAACAUUAAGCAAACUACCGAACAACUCCACGAGCAAAUCAAAGAAAACAAAAAACUCACCGAGGAAGCCAAAAAAGAAGCCCAGUGA